Hibiscus syriacus is the source of this 828-nucleotide messenger RNA. Its product is annotated as mediator of RNA polymerase II transcription subunit 31-like. Gene Ontology annotation, cellular component: mediator complex; core mediator complex. The record is from RefSeq and is a predicted model, not a curated record. Gene Ontology annotation, biological process: regulation of transcription by RNA polymerase II. Bases 116 to 763 code for a protein of 215 amino acids. NCBI's taxonomy places the organism in Eukaryota, Viridiplantae, Streptophyta, Magnoliopsida, Malvales, Malvaceae. The transcript has 5 exons. Gene Ontology annotation, molecular function: transcription coregulator activity.
GGUUAGAAUUUUGGAGUCAUUCAUGGAUUCUUUGAUUUAACCAUGGUAUUGAUCAACUGGAUCAAUCGUAGCUGAAGUUUGAAAUAUCCCUUUUUAUAUUCGAGUGAACGCUUCAAUGGCUUCCACUAAAGAAUGUGACAACGCUACCGAUACUCCUUCGCCGAAAAACGUGUACAAGGAUCCAGAUGAUGGGCGGCAACGAUUCUUACUCGAAUUGGAGUUCGUUCAGUGCCUUGCUAAUCCUACUUACAUCCACUAUUUGGCUCAAAAUCGAUAUUUCGAUGACGAGGCCUUUAUCGGAUACUUGAAAUAUCUUCAAUAUUGGCAACGACCAGAGUACAUAAAAUUUAUCAUGUAUCCCCAUUGUCUGUAUUUCCUUGAACUUCUUCAAAAUGAGAAUUUCCGAAAUGCAAUGGCACAUCCUGCCAACAAGGAAGUGGCACAUGGACAGCAAUUCUUCUUUUGGAAGAACUAUAGGAACAACCGGUUGAAGUUCAUUUUGCCUAAGCCUCCUCCUGAAGAAGUUCCUACAUCUGCACCCCCGCCUCUUGCUUCUGCUCCACCUCGGCCACCCUUGUCAGCUAGCAAUAUUGCUAUCACAACUGCUCCUCCAGCUCCUGCUUCAGCACCUUCUCCAAUGCCUUACGGCCUGUCCUCUGGAUCUGCUCUUGUGAAAAAUGAUAUGAGGAAUAGUGGAAUUGAUCGAAGAAAAAGGAAGCGUGUAAGUUUGUACCCUCUAAAUUAUCAACUUAACAUUAGUUAGGCGGUUGAUUACUUAUAAAAUAAAUUAUAUUGCUACCCUUUCGUGUAGGAUUUUAAAGACCCCUC